AGUGUUCCUGAAGGUGGGGCGGGCGCAACUGUACGUCAGGUCCCGAGCGCCAAGGAAGACCGCGGAGAUUCCCGACAGCUGAGAGGGUAUCCCGGCUGCUGCCGUGUUGUCCGUCCACGAUGGAGUUCCUCCUGGGGAACCCGUUCAGCACACCGGUGGGGCAGUGCCUCGCCUCACGCCUUCUGGAGGGAGCUGCGGAACAGAGGACCCAAAACUGCUUUUGACACAGUUUCCUGCUGCUGACCAGGGACAGCUUUGCUGCAGUGCACAUGUCCCCAGAAGGGUUCAGUCAUUGAAGAAAUACUAGAACAUCUCACCCAUGAAAGAAAAGGCCACAGAUGGCUCCUUGCAGAGCGAGGACUGGACGCUGAACAUGGAGAUCUGCGACAUCAUCAAUGAGACAGAUGAAGGGCCAAAGGAUGCCAUUCGAGCCCUGAAGAAGCGGCUCAACGGGAACCGGAACUACAAAGAAGUGAUGUUGGCAUUAACAGUGCUGGAGACAUGUGUGAAGAACUGUGGCCACCGCUUCCAUGUCCUUGUGGCCAACAGAGAUUUCAUCGACAGUGUUCUGGUCAAAAUCAUCUCUCCCAAGAACAACCCUCCUACCAUUGUACAGGACAAGGUGCUUGCUUUGAUUCAGGCCUGGGCGGAUGCCUUUCGAAGCAGUCCUGACCUCACAGGCGUCGUGCAUAUAUAUGAGGAGCUGAAGAGGAAGGGAGUUGAGUUUCCUAUGGCAGAUUUGGACGCUCUGUCUCCCAUACACACACCGCAGCGGAGUGUCCCUGAAGUGGAUCCAGCUGCCAUCAGGUCCUGGUCCCAGCUGCAGCAGAGGACAAGUUCCGGCUCCUAUUCCUCGCCUCCUCCCGCUCUCUACUCUGCUCCACAGGCCCCAGCGCUGAGUGUGACCAGCCCCAUCACAGCCAACUCAGAACAGAUCACCAGGCUGCGGAGUGAACUGGACAUUGUCCGAGGAAACACGAAAGUUAUGUCUGAGAUGCUAACGGAAAUGGUGCCUGGGCAGGAGGACUCAUCCGAUCUGGAGUUGCUCCAGGAGCUGAACAGGACCUGCCGGGCCAUGCAGCAGCGCAUCGUGGAGCUCAUCUCCCGCGUGUCCAACGAGGAGGUCACCGAGGAGCUGCUGCACGUCAACGACGAUCUCAACAACGUCUUCCUGCGAUACGAGAGGUUUGAGCGAUACAGGUCUGGCCGGUUGGUUCCAAAUGCCAGUAAUGGAGUGCUGAACGAAGUGACCGAAGACAAUCUGAUAGACCUGGGGCCAGGAUCUCCAGCCGUGGUGAGCCCAAUGGUGGGGAGCACAGCCCCCCCAUCUUCCCUCUCAUCUCAGCUUGCUGGCUUGGACUUGGGAACCGAGAGCGUCAGCGGCACCCUCAGUUCACUCCAGCAGUGUCACACUCAUGAUGGCUUUGACAUGUUUGCCCAAACAAGAGGGAACUCCUUGGCCGAGCAACGCAAGACGGUUACCUACGAAGAUCCCCAGGCUGUCGGAGGACUCGCCUCUGCCCUAGACAGUCGGAAACAGAUAUCCGAAGUGAAGAGAGUUAAAGGUGGGGACUCUGACCUGGAGCCCAUAGACAGCUGGCUCAUUACCCAAGGAAUGAUCCCUGUUUCGCAGCCCUCUGUCAUGGACGACAUUGAGGUGUGGCUCAGGACGGACCUGAAGGGCGAUGACCUGGAAGAGGGCGUCACCAGUGAAGAGUUUGAUAAAUUCCUUGAAGAAAGAGCCAAAGCUGCUGAAAUGGUUCCCAACCUCCCCUCACCCCCUGUGGAGGCCCCAGCCCCAGCCUCCAACACUCCCGGCCGAAAGAAGUCUGAGCGAUCAGAGGACGCCCUCUUCACCCUGUGAGCUGGUCUGUGGCGUGGCUCCUCAGAUGGCAGGUCCCUCUUGUCUCCAGCCACUGGCCCUUCUUCCUGUCCUCAGCCCCCACAAGGCCCUGUGGCCCUGUGUUGAUGUCUCCAUGGAAAUGCCGAUGUAUUUGCUUGCAGGCCUCCCACUGGUCAGGACAGCUCUAGCCACCUUUUCUCUGGGUGGUAGGUGGUGGGACAGUAUCGCUGUGACUGGGGGGCGGGGGGGGGGGGCUUCCCAUCCAGAGUCUCUCUCUGCUCAUAGUCCCUCCCAGGAGGAUCAGGCAGCAGGGCCCAGCCUCGGGCAAGGUCACCUGCCCACAGAGAAGGGGGUCAGACCCUGGCCCCUUCCUCCAUAUGCCCCUGCCCCUUCCCUGGCUCAGUAGGUCUCAGGCUGGCCUGCCCUCCCUGCUCCUCUGUUUCAGAAAGGGCUUGUCUGCCCCUGCAGGCUCCAUCUCCCUCCUGGGCUACUGCUUCUGGGCAGGUGUCACCUGGUGGCAUGUGGCAUGCUUUGCACUUUAGAAGGCUCUGUGGGGUGCCUCUGGCAGCUCUCCUCUUGAACCUCUCUUUGGGACUCAGCGUCAGAGCCUGAGACCAGCAGCCCCUCUGGCCCCACAUACUGCUGGCAUCAGGGGAGGCAGGUCUGCCAAUUAGCAAACACUACCGAAAACCAAACUGCCCACACUACACGCUCCGUCCCUCUGCCGCCGUCUGUGGAGGGCUGCCUGGGAGGCCUUGCUCUGUGGGUUUGUGAGCAUUCUGUGCGGUCCUUCAGCCUGGUCCAUGGCAGCCUCUGAGCCCCUGCCUGCAGGGCCCAGCCACAGACAGCUUUGUGCCAUGCUUGGAUCCAAAGCAAAACUAAGGUCUCUCUCCUCCUUGGCUUGGGCCUGGGCCUUUUCCACAGGCUGUUCUGCUUUGGAGUGACAUCCUCACUCCCUCCCACCCCAGGUCCCUCCCCCAAGGCCACAGAUUUGUAUUCUCUCUCCAAGCCAAUCAGCAUAGCUUGGAGUUGCCAGGGCCCCAUGACACCUGCUUCCAUCCUGAGUCCUGGCUGCCGUGUCUCUGGCUGUGGGCGAGGUGCUCCAGGCUCAGUCCAAGCCAGCUUCAGCCUGACCCCUGCCUGUGCUAUUGCUGCUGCUGCUGCUGCCGCCGCCCAAAAACAGCCUGCACAGCAGCUCCACACCAUCCCGUGGUCUCUGGGACCCAGGCCAGUGCUCUGGCCUGCACUGCCCAGGUGUCAGGCCUCACAUGCUCCCACCCCACCAUGCGGUCAGCCUUUCCCACUGGCGGCCAUGCGGGAGGAGGAGCUGGGCUGACACAGGUGAGUGCUGCCUAGCACCACGGCAGCUUCCUCCAGAAAGGAGGCUUUGGGAUCAGGCUAGGGGUCCAUCUGGCAGGAUCAGCUAGAGACGUCACACCGCAGGUCCUCAGAGGACACCCAGAGAGCAGCUGGGGGCUCUGCCAGACCUCCACUCUCCCUCACUCUGGCCCUGGCUAGCCCACACCUCUCCUCACAUUCCCUGAGGGCAGAGGCCCGUAGGCCAAUCUGGACAUUAACAUGUCUGAAGUCCGAAGGCUUGACCUGAGCUUCAGAGAAGGUGGCUGUGGUUGCAGUCAUACCCAGCAACCCCAGGGAGCAUCCCUGGCCCUUCCUUGCUGAUGGCCAGGGCUCACCUUUGCCAGUGUGCCAGCCUGUGCUUGUGGGACGCCAGGCAUCAGGUGGGCAGUCCUGCGGGAGCCACGGCCCCACGGCAGCCGCCCAGUGUCCUGUGACGGAAGAGCCAGCCUUCGCCUCUUGUAGGAGAGGAAGUCUCUACAGACCAGGGUCUGAGGGGAGAGUAGGCUCCUGGCACCAAGUGAAGCUGAAGCUUGCUUCUGCUUUGGGGGACCGCAGCACAGCUGCACCUAAUGCAUACCCACGGUCCAGAGCUGCCCCAGCUCCAGCUGGGUAGCAGGGGCUGGUGGACUUGUGCCUGCUGGCAAGAAGGCAUUGCACCAUACACGGUAGUGUCACCUGCCUUCCGGGCCUGGAGCCACCCCUCCGGCUCACACAUCAUCUCCAGAGGCAGUCUGCCCGGACACUGAAGCACGUGAUGCAUGCCUAGGCCUGCACAGGAAGCACAGAUAGGCCCAGGUGCCAGCCCUUUUUGUCCUGAGGCCAUAGGCUUCCUGGACUGAGUCCCCUCCAUCUUCCAUCUGGGAGCAGAGCCCUCUAGGAGAGUGGAACCCUCCCAAGCUACCAGCCUCUCCAGUAAGUGUUAGAAAUCACAGAUAAAGUGUGUACUUAAUGACACUAAAUUAUUUCUGCAAUUCCUUAUAAGCACUAAUUAUACCUGAUUACAGGUUAAAGUAUUUAUUUUGUCAAAAUAUUCUGUUGGGGACAUGUUUAACCUUUUGUGUGUUCACUGUGUGCUGAGACAUGGAACCUAACCAUUUUCCCCGCCAGCCUUUCUGACAGUAGACCAAAGGGACGGCAUGAGGUGCGGUCUGACCCAGGGCACUGGUGGGCCUUUGGCCAGAGUGUCCCUGCCCGGGAUCCCAGGCACCCAGCAGGGAUGCCAGGUCUCAUCAGCAUGCAUGGGACAGAGUUCAGAGCUAAGAGGGCUUGUUGCUGGCCUGAGCUGGGGAGGGGAAGGGACUGGUCAUCUUGCCUGCCCUGGCUCACAGCCCUUCCCUUCCUCACCGGGGUCCAGAGCAAGAGUUUCUAGGAGGUGUGGGACCUGUGCUGUCUCUUGGCCCCUCAACUGGAAGAGUGGCAGCAAGGUCUCUUGUGGCCACCAGAGAGCUGCAGACACUGACUCCUCCGAGAUCACUUGGGCAGAUGCUACCCGUUGUCCCCACUCUUGCUCCGCUUCCUGCCUCCACUCCCCCAGUUCGCCUCUCCGGACAGUGCUAACUCAGUCCAGCCCGAUGUGAAGUGGGGAGGCUCCAGGGGGCUGAGCGCCAGCCAGGGAAAGGCGCCCUGGAAGAGCACUGGGCCGGCAGUCUGGCCUCAUGCAGCCUGCUGUCUGUCUCCUGUGAGGACCAGGAUUCCUCUCCCCUGUCCACCCGCAGGGGGAACAGCCAGCUUCACCACCCAUGACUAAGGGCGUGUACACCCAGAGAAUGCCCCCGUGGUACCCUCCUCUCCCAGUGCCUAGCCUGCCUGCGGGGCCCAACCAGUCUUCCCCUGUAGCACCACCCACCGACCCCAACAACUGUCAGCCCCAGGGUCACACUGCUUCUUUCCUGGAAAACCUCCAGCCUCUCCUGGAGAAAGGAGGAUAGAUGUUUAUGUCCUAAAGUCUGCAGUUCGUUUGUGAGGGUUCUCAGGGUUGUUGGGGACUGUUGAGGAAAGGAAUGUGUUGAGUCUGUUGUCCACUCAUCCCCGAGGUCUGGUGUUUCAUCGCUAUUGUGUGUUUCUGCAGGCAGAGCCAGCUCUGGAGGGCAGGUCAGUGCCCUGGAGGUUCAGUGCAACACCAGAGUGCUCGCCCACCCACUGGCUCUCCUUCCAGACAGUGUCUUUCGAGUUUGGGUUCUUGCAUGUAAAGUAUUCCACAAUAAACAAACAAACAGCUCGUUCCUCUGUGA
Messenger RNA from Artibeus jamaicensis (Jamaican fruit-eating bat), 5433 nucleotides. RefSeq names its product target of myb1 like 2 membrane trafficking protein (gene TOM1L2). NCBI's taxonomy places the organism in Eukaryota, Metazoa, Chordata, Mammalia, Chiroptera, Phyllostomidae. The transcript has 18 exons. Gene Ontology annotation, biological process: signal transduction. Gene Ontology annotation, molecular function: clathrin binding; ubiquitin binding; phosphatidylinositol binding. Gene Ontology annotation, cellular component: endosome; membrane. The record is from RefSeq and is a predicted model, not a curated record. The coding region runs from base 320 to 1864 and encodes 514 amino acids.